GGGCGCGCGGUGCGCGCCGCCCGAGCCGGCGGCCAUGGAGCCCCGCGCUCCCUACGACGACUUCCCGGUGGUUUUCCUGCCGCCCUACGAGAGCCCGCCCGCCUGGGUCCCGCCGCACGAGCGGGUGUUUCACCCCGACUACAACAACGAGCUCACGCGGUUCCUGCCCCGCACCAUCGCCCUGCAGAAGCCGCCCGGGGCGCAGUUGGGCUUCAACAUCCGGGGAGGAAAAGCCUCCCAGCUGGGGAUCUUCAUCUCCAAGGUGAUCCCCGACUCGGACGCGCACAGGGCGGGGCUGCAGGAGGGGGACCAGGUGCUGUCGGUGAACGACGUGGAUUUCCAGGACAUCGAGCACAGCAAGGCCGUGGAGAUCCUGAAGACGGCCCGGGAGAUCACGAUGCGCGUGCGCUACUUCCCCUACAAUUACCAGCGGCAGAAGGAACGGACUGUUCACUAACGGGGAGCUCUGCUGGGGCUCCUCCUGCACAAACCUCUCCUGCUCUCCCACCUCCUGAGAUGGCCCAGCACGCUCAGCUCCCACUGGAGGCACAGCUGUGCCCUGCCUGGAGAGAUGCCCAGAGUCUUACCCAGCUGGAGGCUGGAGGGGAUUGAGCCUGUGCUCCUGAGUGGGGCUGGAACAGCUGCUGGGAACUGGGGACGAGGGAGCUGCUCCAGCACCAUCCCUGCUCCUCUUUCAGCAGGACUUGAGUGAGUGCUGUGCUGGCUCUGGAUCCCUUGGCCCUGGAAGCUUUGCUGGGA
Messenger RNA from Corapipo altera (White-ruffed manakin), 759 nucleotides. It is a transcript of the gene PDZD11, whose product is annotated as PDZ domain containing 11. Gene Ontology annotation, molecular function: protein binding. Gene Ontology annotation, cellular component: basolateral plasma membrane; synapse; cell-cell junction. The record is from RefSeq and is a predicted model, not a curated record. Bases 35 to 457 code for a protein of 140 amino acids. Lineage: Eukaryota; Metazoa; Chordata; Aves; Passeriformes; Pipridae. The transcript has 6 exons. Gene Ontology annotation, biological process: neurotransmitter secretion; maintenance of epithelial cell apical/basal polarity; protein localization to basolateral plasma membrane.